AUGGAGGAGCGGGUGCCGCCCAAUGUGUGGAUUGCGGUGCAGACAUUCCUCGAGGCCGGCAGCGUUGAGGCCGGGGCGUUUCUGCGCGACCUCCUCCGCCGGUCAACGUGCACGGCGCGUAUUACCCGACAGAGUCUUCCGCCGCUCCUUUUCAGGGAGGCAGUCACGAGGUUUUGCGCGGGGGCCUUGUCCUCCUCCCCUCUGCUCCUCGUGGCGAUUAUGAACCGUCUCUUUUGCAUGCAGGCCAUCCCGGACGCCAUGGCGCGACCCGUCAACGACGCGCGGCCGACGGACUUUGCCGAUUUGCUGCUGUUUUAUAUGGACGCGCUCUGCGCCACCGAACUCCCUGCGCCGGUGAUGGAGCAGCUGUACUUGUGCGUCUCCGCGCUGCUCCUGCUGCAGCCUGAUGCGAAUGUGGUGGAGGCCCUGCGUGCCGUUUUUGGCGGUGUCGUUUCUGAGACGGCAGGAGAUAUCCGAAGCUUCAUGAAGUUGCUGUCGGGUGUGAUGAGCGUGUUGAGUGACCCGCGUGUGUCGCUCGGUCCUGUGCGCCGUUCAACGCAGCGAAUGUGCGUGCAGAAAAACAUGCACCUUGUUCUCGCCUUGUUCUCCUUCACGCUUGAGGGCGACGUGGCCGCGCAGGCGCCGAUCAUUGCGCAGGGUGUGUCAUUCUUGUCGGAGGGAGGCGCGUACGAGCCGCAGGAAAUCGCCCCGUUAUUUUGGGCUCAACUGCCCGCCUCUGCUUUCUGGCGGCUGGCUCUGGAACGGCUGCGGCAAGGGAUUGCAAGCGAGGCCAUUCUGGAGGCCGUGUGUGCCGUGCUUCGGGCCAUCACAGUGUUGGACACCAGUGCCGUGUCACUCCUCCUGACGGCGCUCGAGGCCGUUCUGGACGACCGCACGCAGGCGCCGUUGCUGCACGUCUGCCGCGUCAUCUCCUCUUCCCUGGAGUCCGCAGUGGAGGAGGUGGUGGUGCAGUUUGGCGCCGAACACGUCCUCUAUCAGGCCCUGGCAGCGGGGGCGCAGACGCUGAAGCGGGUGUUGGAGCAGCCAGAGGCGGUGGCGGCGGCACCGCCGGAGCUCGUGCCGACGCUGUGCGAGGGCCUCAGCGUCUUGUCGCAAGUCCUCUCGCCUCUCCCGGUGCCGGGGAUGGACCCGACCGACGACCCUGACGACUAUGCGAUGGCCAUGGAAGACAUUCGACGAAGAAAUACACAGAAGGAGGAGGCGUUGCGGCGACUGGCGGAGUUUCUGAAGGGCUGUUUAGCCUCGUUGCUGGUGUGGCUAGGGCGUUUUUCUGCCCCUGACGUGAACAGCGUUGCGUUGUACGUGGCACAGAACGACAACGAUGCGUUUGUCGUUUGGCACGAUGAACCCCCGGUGGCACUCUUCACGACGUAUGAACGGCUCUGCAUAUUGCUGUCCCCUGCACAAGACGCCCAGAUACGGGCUUUAGCGGCGCGCGGCUGCCUCACGGUGGCUGCUUGGAAUGCUGAACUUUCCUACCUUGCCUUAGUGGCUGGCGGUGAGGCCGUCGUGCAGCAGCGGCAGGCACUACUUUUUCCGAUUGUUGUUUCUCGGCAUAAGGGGAAAUGGGGGUCCGAGCAGAAGGACAGAGUGGUCUCGUCACUGACAGUGCUGUUGCGGGUGACUGUUAUGGAUUCCGGCGACGUCGCAACUGCUGCCGCCAUCUGUGAGUCCUUGCGUCAGCUGAAUGCCCCGUUUCUGCCGGGUGUCGUGGAGUGCCUUUGGCAGGGACUCUAUUUGCCUUGUGGGAACGAUAAUGCGCCGCGGUGCGUGCUUGCGUCCUAUCUCUCGACGAUGCUCGAGCAAGGCUUUGUCUCGCUUCCUCCUGGGGCCCUUGAGACAUCGCACCUUGACGAUUAUUCAUUGGCUGAGCUGCGCUCUUGUGUGUUGGGCUCUCUGCAAGAUAUUUGUAGUGUCAUGGGGUUGCUGCAGCGCAUGGAUCCGGAGGCAGCUCAGAGCCACCGUGUGGCUGAGAGGAUAGCGAAGUGGGUGCAGGCCGCGGUGGCCACAGGGCUACUAGGACUAGAACAGUACACUCAGGCCCUACAGCAGUGGUACACUGUGAAUCCCCUUCAUUUUUGCAUCAGCUGGCGAUUAAUGCGUGGCCUGCAGCCUACGUCGGCGGCUGGGUUCCUUGCGGAUGCGUUGGAAAGGUACAUUUCAUGCAAGAAUGACUCUGGGGACAUGAAUUGGACUAUUGCGUCUGAUUGCUUCUCCUCGUAUGUGUUGGACACACUAGCUGCGAGCCCACAGGCUCCACGGCUUCACGGCGUCCUUUCUUCGCUUAUGGCGACUGCCGCAAGUGUGGGUGAUGGUAACACACAGUGCCGCCUGCGUGCGGUGGUGCGGGGCGGCAUCGCACUUCUGCAGAGUCAGCACUGCAGUUCCAUUCACAAGUUCGAGCUGUUCUAUGCAGCAUCAAAGGAAUACAUCAAAUUGCAUCACGGGCUGUGGGGGACGGUUUCUUGUUUGGAGGCGGAUGAGGACGAUUUGCUGUGGGGUCUUGCGAGACUUGGCACGGCGGCGCAGAUGGCCGGGGUGAAGCUUCCAGUGGAUGCCCCGACGUGGCUGCAGGAGGUGCGAAACGCCGUCGAUGAAUUCGAAAUCCAGCGCGUCUUGAAGCGUGUUUAA
Messenger RNA from Trypanosoma conorhini, 2652 nucleotides. RefSeq lists its product as uncharacterized. The record is from RefSeq and is a predicted model, not a curated record. NCBI's taxonomy places the organism in Eukaryota, Euglenozoa, Kinetoplastea, Trypanosomatida, Trypanosomatidae. The coding region runs from base 1 to 2652 and encodes 883 amino acids. The transcript has a single exon.